UUGACCAUCCAUGCCGAGUGCCCCAUGCACCUGGAGGAUUUCCCCAUGGAUGCACAUGCCUGUCCUCUGAAAUUCGGGAGUUAUGCUUACACCAAUAAUGAGGUGAUCUACCUGUGGACCCAGGGAGACGGGAGGUCUGUGGCUGUGGCAGAGGACGGCUCCAGGCUCAACCAGUAUGACUUACUGGGACAUGUCAUUGGCAAAGAAACCAUCAGUUCCAGCACAGGAGAAUAUGUAGUGAUGACAACAUAUUUCCAUUUGAAAAGGAAAAUUGGCUAUUUUGUGAUUCAAACCUACCUCCCGUGCAUCAUGACUGUCAUACUGUCUCAGGUCUCCUUCUGGCUAAACAGAGAAUCGGUUCCUGCUCGCACUGUAUUUGGGGUCACCACUGUCCUAACCAUGACCACCCUGAGCAUCAGUGCUAGAAACUCCCUCCCUAAGGUGGCCUAUGCCACUGCCAUGGACUGGUUCAUGGCAGUGUGCUAUGCCUUUGUCUUCUCUGCCUUGAUUGAGUUUGCCACAGUCAACUACUUCACCAAGCGCAGCUGGGCAUGGGAUGGGAAAAAAGAGGGCAUGGAAAUAAGGGAACCGUUUCAGGCUAACAUGGCCAGGAUUAACGAUAUGAGAAGAGAAUCUGCUACAUUGUCCAAAAAAGCAAACAACACAUUCAACAUUGUUGGAUCCACCUACGCCAUCAACGUGGCUAAAGACCAAGGUUUAACGACCGUUUCCAAGAGUGCCACGCCAGUCCCCACCAGACACUCCUACCUCCAGGAUGACCCUUACGAGGAGGCCAAGAAGUCAUACAACCGUGUCAGCAAAGUGGACAAGAUAUCGCGCAUCAUUUUCCCAGUUCUGUUCUUCAUCUUCAACUUAGGCUACUGGGCCACAUAUGUCAACAGAAAGCCCGCUAUGAUGAAAGCAAACAACUUAAACUGAAUUCGACCGAAUGCUAGGCUUGAUCUGGUUUUGUUUUGAGGGUAGACAGGUUUGCAGGAGGCCAAGUUCAUCACAUCUUAUUGUGUGUGUAUGUGUGUGCGCCUGUUUCGUGCAUCUGUUUUUUCUUAAGAGUUUGAUAUUUUGCACGUCUGUUUAAAUGGAAGGCACAUUUAAACAACAGUAGAUUCACAUAAUAGUGGACUUUGGAGGGAGCACAUUUCAGACUGUGUUUGUUUUGCAUUUAUUUUUUCUCCCCUCCUCACUUAUCUCUGGCCCUGUUCCCUGUUGUGAGUAACCCAGUGUCCCUUCGCUGUAUCCUGAUUGCUUGCCGUUUUGUAGAGUAGUCAAAUUGUGUUUUCACUAUGUUUUGAAAUGUUUGCGCUUUGCUUAUGAUAAGUUAGAGCAAGCAUGCAUUUGAAGUUUUCAUUGUAGCUCAUUACCAAUGAUAAGGUUUUGACAUAUCCAUCAAGUUAACAACAUGCAUGCACCCACACAGACACAGUUAUCGUCAGAAAAACGCCAGAAGAGCCAUUCGUUGGUUGCCCUGCCCUGCUCUGUUAGCCGGGGGCAGCCUGUAUAGUUCCAUAGGAACAUAAUUAAUAAUCGUCAGGGUCUGGCAUUCAGCUCACGCUGAAUCGUAACAGACCCAAUGCAGUAUCAUCUGGAAUUGCUAUUGUGUCCCACGAGGCUGCCUGUACAUUUUCUAGUCCAGUGGCUCUUAUUGUUUUAACUGGCAGAGUAUGCUCAAUGACAAAGAAGCUAUGUGCCUUGGUGAAUACACACAUCAUAAAGUAUAAAAGGCGUUGACACGCUCACAUUUGCAUUAACAGCACACAUAUGCACAACGGUCUGUGUGUAUUUUACAUGCAAACAUUUACUGGUGUCCACAGGCUCCAUGAACUGCGAGUAUAUGGCUGUGCCCCGCUCACCUACGGCCCAUGGGCACAAAGUGUAAAAUUGUCCAUCAGUGUGGAAGGUUAACAGACCUCUGCCGUGAAAAGAUGAAGAUAUUAAGGGAUCCAGCGUAGUCUAGAACAAUUACCAUGUGCAUUUAUGUUUUGGCUCAUGGUGCGGCGUCACUAUGAGCCAGGCAGUCAUAACAAACUACCACCAUUACCUCAGACUGAAGUGGGAUUCUGAAUCGCAGUUUGUUAUAUGUUUUCCAUGGAAAUACAAAUAACAUUAGAUGUUUUAUACAUUAAAACAUACCAGACCCUAUCAAUUUCAUGUACAUUGUGGGCACGCACCCUGGUGCUUUUAUUUCUUUGUUUUCUCUGCAUCAGUGUUUUUGGCUCCAUUGUAAUCUUUCCGCAUUGUCAUAAGAAUAUUUUGAUUCAUGUUGUACUUUAGCCCUUUUAUGCUUGAUUGUGUAAAGUAUUGGUGUUUAUUUGAUUGUCUACAUAUGAUGUACUCUUUUUGUGUUUUGAAGUAGACAACAAAUGCCAAUAUGUCACAGUCAUACAGUAUUCCUAAACACAUUUCAGAGACAUUCUCCUCACUGCAAAGAAAAAGCUGUGAAAUUGGUCAACACAAUUCAAAUACAACUAAAUGAUUAACUAAAUGUAAGUUUUGUCAUUACAUUGUUAUGUAAAAUUGCUUUUAACAAUUGGUGGUUUCAAAAUGUAAGAUGAAAUGUGUCUCCAGCUGUGGCAUCUGUCUCCAACUUUUGUUUUCUUUUUCUCAAAUAACAUCUGUAUUUUUUGUUUUGUGUUGAACUUGUGUUUAAAACAGACCUUAUAUUAUUCUUAAGCUAUUUAUGUUGGUGUUAUGCUGGAUGCACUCUGGAUAUUUAGCAUUGUCUCAAUUAUAGACUCUUUGAUGACCACUACAUUAACUGUUCUUAAGUGGUAAGCAGAAUGAGUGAACUAUGUUGUAACCUCUUUAAAAAAGUUGUAACAAAACAUGUAAAAUGUAACAGUCAUAGGUUAAUGCAUGACAAUCUGUACACGUGUAUGUCUGCAACCUCCAGUAAUGGUGUUUGUCACACUGAAAUAGGGCUUAGUAUCAGUGUUUCUGUAGUUCAUCCCAGUUAGUCAUCAAUUACAUAGUCAUAACCUCAGCCUCAUCUGCAUAAACACACUUAAAGUCCAAUUAUGUGUGCAUAUUGAUGUGAUGCUAAUCAUUUAAGGCUGGCACAGACUUCUGAAAGUGUUUUUAACCUCGUUUGGUUGCACACAGAUUUUAGGCUUAGUUAUGUACACUACGACACACAGAACUGGCUCUACAUCCAUAUCAGUUACAAACGUUAAAAUACAAAUUCAGUUUGCAUUUGAGUAUGGCAAUGUGUUAUCAAACUAGUAGAGGAUAGUUUAACCAUUACAUCCAAUUAAAACCCAUUAGGAUAAUUCAGCCCUUAGAAUAUUGUUCACCCUUUACCGACUUGCAUCAAAAAUUGGACUGUAAACAUCUCCUGGUAAACCAUUUUCAUAUUCAAAAGAAAAACACAGGCACAAACUGACUAGACUGACAUGAUAAAUCAUGAAGCCAUAAACUGGGAUUUUUGAGGUGCUCAUACAAUUGUUACUGUAUAGUCAUAUCAAAUUCAUAAUGUGUUUAAUGGCCUUUCUAAAUACUUAACAUAAUUCAGACAUCAUGCGGCUGACACAGAAUGACUUUCUAAAUCCAGUAUAUUUCAUGAAUUGAUGGAUUAAUGUCGCAAAACAGUGAUACACAUCUGCUGAGUGUUUAAAGGUGAAUGUCUGCUGCUAUUUCAGGGUCUAA
Notothenia coriiceps (black rockcod) is the source of this 3660-nucleotide messenger RNA. Its product is annotated as gamma-aminobutyric acid receptor subunit alpha-3-like. NCBI's taxonomy places the organism in Eukaryota, Metazoa, Chordata, Actinopteri, Perciformes, Nototheniidae. Gene Ontology annotation, molecular function: GABA-A receptor activity; extracellular ligand-gated monoatomic ion channel activity. The coding region runs from base 25 to 939 and encodes 304 amino acids. The transcript is spliced from 6 exons. Gene Ontology annotation, biological process: monoatomic ion transmembrane transport. Gene Ontology annotation, cellular component: membrane. The record is from RefSeq and is a predicted model, not a curated record.